AUGCGCGCUUCUCUCUCCAUCCUGGUGGCCUUCCCCGCGCUCGCAGCGGCGCGCGACGUCGUUACUAUCGGCAUGACAGGGAGCUGGCACCCGGCCGACGUGACGGAGGACAACACGAAGCUGCUAGGCACCGCGCUGAGCGGCAGCAGCUUCUCCAAGUCGGUAGGCGACAAACGCGUGUGCUACUCGGAGGUGACGUCGCUGGAGACGCAGGUGGUGGCUGGUACCAACUACCGCUUCCACAUCAGCGGAUGCGAUGUCACUGAUUCGGACGGCGAGUGCUCGACGUCCGCUUUAUCAUCUUGUGAGCUUUCGGGCUUCGUGGUGCAGAUUUUUGAGCAGUCGUGGACCAACACUCUCAAGGUUACUAACAUCAAGGCCGAGGAAGCAGCGACUGCUUCCUCCUCCUCUACGCCCGCUCCGACUCCCGCGUCUACUUCCACCUCUGCCUCUAGCAGCGAGGAGACCAUGUUGCAGAGCUCGGUGCAGCAACGUGCUAUGUUUUCUGAUUUCGUAUAG
This is a messenger RNA of Phytophthora infestans T30-4, 519 nucleotides long. Its product is annotated as protease inhibitor EpiC4. NCBI's taxonomy places the organism in Eukaryota, Oomycota, Peronosporomycetes, Peronosporales, Peronosporaceae. Gene Ontology annotation, molecular function: cysteine-type endopeptidase inhibitor activity. The transcript has a single exon. The coding region runs from base 1 to 519 and encodes 172 amino acids. The record is from RefSeq and is a predicted model, not a curated record.